AGGUGACGGCUCUAGCUACCCGCCCCCUGUCCGUGGCUGACAUCCGAACCACAGGAGCGAAACAAGCUGCUCUUUUCCAGAGAACUAGAGGAACUUUGACGCGGGUUUUUGCACUUUUGCAUUACUUCUUUAAUUUUAAGCCACUGAGUGUAACUAGAGAGCAGGAAGGCGACGUGACGUUCGUUUAAACUCCAUCAAGAGCCGGCUCUUUCUGUUAUCUUUUACUAUCAUUUGCUCCUUUUCCUCCUCCAUCCAGCAUCCGUGUCACUCCGAUGCAAUGACAGACUCGGCUGUGGACAGCAAGGCGGAGGUUAAACAAGCCACCAAAUACGUCAAAGAGACGGAGAACGUGGCGGAGAAAUAUUCCGCGUUGACUGUCAGCAAGAACAGCAGCGAUGUGAACAUGAACGUCGGGGAGAUGCCCUCCGCAGCAUUCACCGCAGUCCCGACUCUGAAAUCCGUGAAAAAGAUUCAGUUUGCAAACGCAGAAGACAAACAGGAAUUCAGCAAAUUCCCGACCAGCGGCCGUCGCUCGCUGUCACGCUCCAUCUCUCAGUCCUCCACGGACAGCUACAGCUCAGCUGCAUCGUACACCGACAGCUCCGAUGAUGAAACCUCCCCCCGGGACAAAGCCCAGGUCAACUCCCACGGCAGCACCGACUUCUGCGUGAAGAACAUCAAACAGGCAGAGUUUGGCCGUCGAGAAAUUGAAAUAGCAGAGCAAGACAUGUCUGCUCUGAUUUCCUUGAGGAAGCGAGCUCAGGGGGAGAAACCACUGGCUGGGGCCAAGAUUGUGGGCUGCACUCACAUUACUGCUCAGACAGCUGUGCUGAUAGAAACCCUGGUGGCUCUCGGAGCUCAGUGUCGCUGGACGGCCUGUAACAUCUACUCCACUCAGAACGAAGUGGCAGCUUCUCUUGCUGAGAUAGGCGUUGCUGUGUUUGCAUGGAAGGGUGAAUCAGAGGAUGAUUUCUGGUGGUGCAUCGAUCGCUGUGUCAACACCGAGGGCUGGCAGGCCAACAUGAUUUUGGACGAUGGUGGAGAUUUAACCCACUGGGUGUACAAAAAGUAUCCCAGCGUCUUCAAAAAAGUCCGGGGCAUUGUGGAGGAGAGCGUCACUGGUGUUCACAGAUUGUACCAGCUGUCUAAGGCCGGUAAGCUGUGUGUCCCUGCCAUGAAUGUGAACGACUCAGUCACCAAGCAGAAGUUUGACAACCUGUACUGCUGCCGUGAAUCUAUCCUGGACGGCUUGAAGAGGACCACUGAUAUAAUGUUUGGAGGGAAACAAGUGGUUGUGUGUGGUUAUGGAGAGGUGGGAAAAGGCUGCUGCACUGCUCUUAAAGCACUCGGAGCCAUUGUGUGCAUCACAGAAAUUGACCCCAUCUGUGCCCUGCAGGCUUGUAUGGAUGGAUUCCGAGUGGUGAAGCUGAGCGAGGUCAUUCGGCAGAUGGAUGUGGUGAUAACUUGCACCGGCAACAAAAAUGUCGUUUCCAGAGAACAGCUUGACCGAAUGAAGAACGGCUGCAUCGUUUGCAAUAUGGGACAUUCCAACACUGAGAUAGAUGUGGCAAGUCUCCGCAGCCCUGAACUGACCUGGGAGAGGGUUCGCUCUCAGGUUGACCACAUCAUCUGGCCAGAUGGAAAGAGGGUGAUCCUGCUGGCAGAGGGUCGCCUCUUAAACCUGAGCUGUUCUACGGUGCCUACUUUUGUUUUGUCCAUCACUGCUACAACUCAGGCCCUGGCUUUGAUCGAGCUGUACAACGCUCCAGAAGGAAGAUACAAACAAGAUGUUUAUCUUCUGCCCAAGAAAAUGGACGAGUAUGUGGCAAGUCUGCACCUUCCCAACUUUGACGCCCACCUGACGGAGCUUUCUGACGAGCAGGCCAAGUACAUGGGGCUCAACAAGAAUGGACCUUUCAAACCUAAUUAUUACAGGUAUUAGAGAGGACGUCUGGAACUCGGUGAAGGGUUCAAAGUUGGCACGGGACGAACAGAGAUGUCUAUUUUACUUUCAAAAAUGCUACAAAACGGAGAAGUUAUUUUACUUAAGCCGAAUGUAACUUAUUAAUAGCACCUCAAAAAGUAGUUCAACAUUUCAGAGUAAUGCAUAUAGAAAGGAUUUAAUAUAUAACUAAUUAACAUUUUGUCUUGUCUUUGAAGAGCGGCCUGCUUGCAUGUGUUGAUGCGGAUUAGUUUUGUUCCUUGAUCGCAAAGCUGCCGAUUCAUUCGUUUACUCUACUUACGCACAGUGCCAAAUUAUGGCCGUAUUUAUAUAUAGUGGCAUUGAGAUUUGACAGGCACAUUCCUUGAGCUGGAGUUUAGGCUGAGCCACAACAAACUUGAGUUAUAUGAAUAUUUUAUAUGCAUGAAAUUAUCUCAUUGAAUGAAUGGUGUGUGUGCUUACAGCCUCUAGUUAUUUAAACAAAGUGACUGGAUUUUAAUAUGAUUUAAUAUCUUACCUGUGGAGCUGCAGAUCACUACUGAAAGGAUCAUAAAACUCUGUGGUAACAAGAGAUUUAGAUGGAUUAAUGUGUGUUUUGUUUAAAGAUAGCUGGCCUUCCAUAUUCCCCCCAAAAGGAAUGUGGGAAACCUCCAAGGACAAGAGCCACAGGAGCUUUUUCCAACUACAAAAAUGUCUUAUUUAAUCCAAGUUUCCAUUUGCUCACUCACAUUCCACCUGAGAUCUUUGUCACUAAGCCUUCUGAAUGGACGAUGCCUUUUAAGGUUUUGGUAUGGAUGUGCCUUUUUAAUCUGUAACAGCCCUGUCUUUGAAGAAGUUGGGACUCUGGACAAACAUUUGAGUAUAUACAUAUUUUAAAACCGAAAUUUGAAUUUUAUGUCGGUUACAUUUAUUUUCUAAAAUUCAAACAGGUUUAAGAAAAUGAAACAGGAAGAAAGUCGGGGCAGUUAAAUGUAGUUUUGUUUAACAGGAAUCACAGAAACUUUAACUUGGCCAAAAGCGUAAAGAAAGAUUGAAUAGAAGGUGUUUUAAAGCUUCACCUGAUCAGAAAAUUUCAGAUUCAUGUAAUAAUUGUCUAAAUUAUAAUUUUUUUUUCCCAAUUUGCAAUCCUCACAGCCUCCCAACUUGUUUAGAAACAGAUUUGUUUAACUUUCAUCAUCACUGACCUUAAUUUAAGUUUUUGUAAAACCACUUUCAUGUGCUUUUGAUGUCUUCCUUCUCUGCUUGUAGAAACUGUUAACUUCAUGUAUGUUUGCUGAAACAUAUUAGACUUGGACAUAUCAUUGCUACUGUCCUCCUUUGAUUUAACAGGGUGAUCUUUAACAUUUCAUGUAAUUAAAAUGACAUAAGUGUAUGCUACUGUAUGAACACUCUAAAAAAAUGAAUGCAUUAAAUCAGCAAUAAAACAAAUGUUUUUGAAAGAUA
Nothobranchius furzeri (turquoise killifish) is the source of this 3385-nucleotide messenger RNA. RefSeq names its product adenosylhomocysteinase-like 1 (gene ahcyl1). The record is from RefSeq and is a predicted model, not a curated record. NCBI's taxonomy places the organism in Eukaryota, Metazoa, Chordata, Actinopteri, Cyprinodontiformes, Nothobranchiidae. Gene Ontology annotation, cellular component: cytosol. Gene Ontology annotation, biological process: L-methionine cycle.